GACAGCGCCCGGUUGAAGUGCAGAAGCCUCCUCACAUGUCUGUUCAGGAACAGAACCGCAUGCAGACGAAUAAGCAGCAGAAGACGCGUGCCUCACCAGUGUGAGUCGAGAGUUCCAAAUAAAAGACACUUUUAGAGCAUCUAAACGUGAAUUACGGUGGUUCCACGAGGUUUGAUCACAGCUGCGAGAACAGGAGUCAGUCGCUGUGCCUCAGCAACAGGCAGCAGCAUGCCUGAAAUCAAAUCCAGUCAGCGGUUCCAUAGCCUGAAGCCUGAGCAAGUGGCAGUUCUCCAUCAGGUUCUGUCAGAUAUUGUUCCCAUCCACGGCCGUGGGAACUUUCCAACACUGGAGCUUCGCCCUCGAGAUAUCAUCAUUGCUGUACGGGCUAGUCUGCAGAAGCAGGGCAUUGUAGUAAGAGAUGUGCGUCUAAAUGGCUCCACAGCCAGCCAUGUUCUGGUCCAAGACAACAGACUGAGCUACAAAGACCUGGAUAUAAUUUUUGGAGUGGAGCUGCCCAGUCAAGAGGAGUUCCAGGUGAUCAAAGAGUCAGUACUUGGUUGCUUGCUUGACUGCCUGCCAGCAGGGGUCAACAGAGAGAGGAUCAGCAGUGCCACAAUGAAAGAAGCCUACGUCCAAAAGAUGGUGAAAGUUUUUAAUGAACAGGACCGUUGGAGCCUUAUCUCAUUGUCAAACAACAGCGGCAAAAACCUGGAGCUCAAAUUUGUAAGCAUGCUGAGGAGGCAGUUUGAGUUCAGCGUUGAUUCCUUCCAAAUCAUUUUGGAUCGCCUUCUUGAAUCCUACUUGCAGGAGAUGCAACAAAAACAUGAUAAUGUUACAGAGAAAGAGGUAGAGACGAAAGAUACCUCUACUCUUGAGCAAGCCAACACUGCAAGUAAAGAAAAAUCAAAAAUCAAAAAUGUAUCCCCUUUUGAGAAAGGGGCCCAUGACACCAAGAUUUCACAAAUGAGCCAUGAGAUGCACGGAAAAGAAAACAGAAUUAAAUCCACAAAACUCUCCACACAGGAAGGAGAUAAUAAAGACAAAAAACCCAUAGAACUGAAAGAGCACAGAGAAAACCUUAAUGAACCCAACCCCCCUGGGCAUACUUCUUUAAACAUUAUCAAAACAGCUAAACAAACCAUUGAGAGUAAUAAAGUUCAGAAUAAACUCAAUGAUGAAGCUCAGCCUUCAGACUCAACCAAAUCCUCAGAACACUCCGAACUAGUCUUUGUAAAUCCGAUUGAACCUGAUGAUAAACAAGAAGUACUCACAGAGAAAACAGAAUGGGUAAAAAUCCCAGAGCCAACACUGACGGAAAACCACAGCAAAGAAACAUCUCAGAAUAUAAAGACCUCCAAGACUGAACGUGUAAAAGAUGAAACACAAUCUUUGUAUAAGCCAGAUGUUGACACGUCUCAAGUAAAUGUUCAAAUUAAUGUGUUGAUCGACACAGAGAUUGAAGUGGAUGGGGAAAAAAGCAAAAUAUCACAAGAAUGUAAAACACUGACAGAAAAUGCAGAUCACACACAGGCAGAUAAGUGUGUUUGCUCCAUUUCUCUCACACCUCUUUCAUGUGACAAAUCACUAGAAACACACAGCACAGUCAAUAUUGAAAGAUCAGUUGACAGCACCGCGGAUACUCAGGAAACACCAACACCACCAGGCCUUGUUUCUGACAAAAACACCUCCUGCCCUUCUUCUAACGUGUCAGAAAGACUCUCUCAUAUGGUGGUGCUGAAACACUCUUCUCCUAAGCCCCCACGUAGGAUGUGUCGAAAGGUUACCACUUUUCCUUUCCCUGUCCCAGCCUUUGAGAGUGAUGGCAUAACGGACUUCAGGUUAGAUCCAAACCCUUCCUCAAGCCCUGAACCUGAUCUUCAUGGAAAGCUAAAACUUGAGCCAGGUCUAAUUGCUGGUGAAGGUUCAGACAGUACAACAAUCACACCUAAAACGACAACAACCUCAAGGCAUGAAAGCAAACCAACCAGUCACCUUACAUCAAAUCUGGACUUCCCAUCGACUCCUGAUCCCAUCCCUGAAUCUGUUGCUAUUCUACCUCUAGAGCCGGAACCUUCUGAAUUAAUCACUGAGUGCUUGUCUGUGACAGACAUUCAAAACCAAGAAGAAAGACCACAAUCGGCUGAGCAAAAUCAGUCUUCUUGUGAAAAUUCUGCUUUGAAACUGAAACAAACAGAGUCUCCCAACAGCCUGGACUCAGUAGCUUCACCCAUUGAUAAAUCCAGCUCAAACACCUCCGAAGCUGAAUCUAAUGAAGCUUUGGAUGAGCCAAACGUCAGCAAUGAAAAGACUACAUCCCACCACUCACCUUCCUCUCCCCUUGCGCCACCUCGUUCCCCUCCUGUACUCAGUUUCUCCCCUCCCUGCUGCACUUCUUCGCCCCCAAACCUCAGCCCUCCACCAUGCGUGACUCCUCCCUCUCAUUGCCUCUCGUCGUCAAUGCUGCAAACUGCCAGCCCUGCCACCAGUUACAGCUCUCCACCCCUGAGCUUCAGUCCCACCUCAUCCUGCCUCAGCUCACCUCCGUAUCUCACCCCUCCUAUGCUCAGCCUCAGCCCUCCUCCUUCUCCGUGCCUCACCCCGCCCCUCCUCUGCUUCACCCCUCCCGUGGAAUCAGACAAUCCUCUGAUAUCCUUAGACACAAAGCCUUUGAUAGACAACUCAGUCAGUGAUGAACAGUUUGUAGAGCCUUCGAUCCUGCACGGUGUGCCCGUCACGCAACUUGAAGAUAAAACCGAGCAGUCUUUUGUUUCUUUGUUAACUCAGGUUCCAGAGCCUGUCUCUUUUCCAAUCACACUGCCAAGCGCAACAUCACAUUCGUUGCCCUACUCCCAGUGUGGAAUGACUAGUGAAUCGGCUGCUUCAAAGACAGAUGAAACAUCCAGCGCUGUGCCUGAGAAGAAUGAAGACUGUAAAACAACUUCAUUCGUCACUGAACAGAGCGAAACUCCGCAGGCAGCAGGCUGUGUCCCAGCUGUCGAGGUUCUGGCUGAGAGCAUGUAUGGCGACUUUGAUGCCGCCAUGGACCACUUGCGUUACCGCUUAAUCGCAACAAGGAAUCCUGAGGAGAUCCGAGGUGGCGGCUUGUUGAAAUACAGUAACCUACUGGUCAGGGACUAUCGACCGGCCAGCGAGACUCAAAUAAAGUCACUUGAGCGAUACAUGUGCUCACGCUUUUUUAUUGAUUUCCCGGAUGUGCAGGAGCAACAGAGAAAGAUCCUAUCCUACUUGAAAAAUCACUUCAUUGGUGAAGAGAGAAGCAAGUAUCAGUACCUAAUGACGCUACGCCGUGUGGUUGAUGACAGCACUGUGUGUUUGAUGGGCCAUGAGAGGCGCCAGACUCUCAACAUGAUCACAGUGCUAGCCCUGAAAGUUCUAGGGGAGCAGAACAUUAUCCCCAACACGGACCAUGUAACAUGCUUCUAUCAGCCUGCUCCAUACCUCGCCGAGCAUAACACUCCCUAUCUAACAGAACCCAGUUAUUGCAGCUACUACAUACCCCAGGGAGGAUCAACUCUCCUUUACCAACCGUACCCCUUACACUUACACACACAGACAGGAUUAGUUUAACUGGAAAUCAAACAUGCAUGAGUAGCAGCAGCAAAGGGAAAGCCUGCAUUCCAUGGGGUAAGAUAUCGAGAAGGGAAAUAGACUUUAACCUAUCACAGACUUCUCGAUGAAUGAGGGGUGCUGUACUUCCAUUUGUACUCUCAAGUUCAAACAAGAAUAUUAGUAAUGGUUAAAAAAACAUCUGGUAUUGCUCCUGAAAAUGCUGUGGAACCAUGAGUCAUAACCCUUUGGCAUCUCCGGGACCAAAGAUGGGUUGCUGACCUUCAUGAACAUACAAAUGUACUUCCAGGUUCUUGGAAUCCUAUGUGUUCUUCUCCUGUUAUUAUUGUGUUUGUUUGGAAUGUGGACCUUGCCUGUGACUAAUAUUGUGCAUGGACUACAUGGGACUGUUCUCUCACUGCCAAACUCUCUGUGACUUUGUUCCAAAAACAGUUUAGUGUACAUGUAACUCUGUUUCCAUUUAAUGAAGAGUAAAUUUUUGAAGAAUUAUACAACAGUAGAUUGAGCAGUUUGUGAAGUACUAUGUUCAAAUUUCAUGCAUGUACACAUCUGAACACACACAUAUUCCAAAAUGUAUUGGAAAUCAGACAAUGCAUGAACAGCUCGGUAUACUAAACAUAACACAUGACACAAUGCAAAGGCUCUUAAUCUAAUAAAAUAAAUAAAUAUAUAUAUAUAUUUUUGCAAGACUUUCCAAGGUAACACUCAACGAUAAUCUUACUGUUUUUUCAUAAUGCCUUUUCAAUACACUGUACAGCAUAUUUGUCACAGUAACAGUAUGUUGUUUGUGAAAACAAUCUAUCAUUUUCAGGUAAACUGUGAAAUAUGUACUGAAUUCCUUUUGUUUGUGAAGUCUUUUAUGUUAUCAUGUGGCAUUUUGGACAAAUUAGUUGAUCCUACACAUGUGGACAGGUUAUACAGUAACCAUCUUUGGGUCAGUUCUAAGCAUAGCUAAAGUUGACGCAACCACCUUUGACCUACUAACUCUUUUCAAAAUGAAUCAGCACCUAUGUUUUACAUGAUAAAAUUCCAAAAACAUUUGAACCCAGUUUAAAUCUAAUUUAAAGCAACAGCAACUAUGACCAAAGAUGGUUGGGAAGAGAAUUCAAGUGCCUAAAUGAAAGAAAUACAAGUCUUAUCUUACUGCACUGGGAUGUUAAUGGGGUGGGUCUGGACCAGGGAUGUAGGUUUCGUGUUUAAAUUGUGACCCCUGUCACUGCUGCCUGUUUUGAUGUCUUCUUUAAUGUAUUUAUCUGUUGUAGC
Corythoichthys intestinalis (scribbled pipefish) is the source of this 4851-nucleotide messenger RNA. It is a transcript of the gene tent5d, whose product is annotated as mucin-2. The record is from RefSeq and is a predicted model, not a curated record. Bases 229 to 3588 code for a protein of 1119 amino acids. Lineage: Eukaryota; Metazoa; Chordata; Actinopteri; Syngnathiformes; Syngnathidae. Gene Ontology annotation, molecular function: poly(A) RNA polymerase activity; RNA binding. The transcript is spliced from 3 exons. Gene Ontology annotation, biological process: mRNA stabilization.